Cokeromyces recurvatus is the source of this 1128-nucleotide messenger RNA. Its product is annotated as ribosomal RNA-processing protein 7-domain-containing protein. NCBI's taxonomy places the organism in Eukaryota, Fungi, Mucoromycota, Mucoromycetes, Mucorales, Mucoraceae. Gene Ontology annotation, biological process: ribosomal small subunit assembly; rRNA processing. Gene Ontology annotation, cellular component: CURI complex; UTP-C complex. Gene Ontology annotation, molecular function: nucleic acid binding. The record is from RefSeq and is a predicted model, not a curated record. Bases 154 to 1047 code for a protein of 297 amino acids. The transcript is spliced from 3 exons.
CCGUUAGCAUUGUAAUUAAAGUUUUAUUUCUUCCUCUUCCUCUUCUUCUUCUUCUUACUGUGACUGCUCUCCUUUUAAAAUACGCCACUUAAUUUUUUGACCCUUUUAUCUAUUUUUUAUUUUAUUUUUUUCACUAUAUUUAUAUUAAUCAACAUGACCAAAGCAAAAAAGGAAACUUCCCAGGAAUCAAAAGAACGAGAGAAAACAAGCAAGCAAUUAGAAACUUUCCAAGGAUUUAAAGUACUUCCUGUGAUUAUGGAUGAAAAUAAUAAAAGUAUUCGACAUUAUUUUUUUAUGAAGAAGCAUGAAAGCAAAUCUCUUGAAGAUGAAAACAUUAAAGAUCGCACACUCUUCCUUGCCAACUUACCUCCAGACACAACUGAUUAUCACAUUAAAAAACUUUUCAAAGGUCAUCCUAUUGACCAAAUAACAUAUAGUUCUUCUGGUUCUUCUAAAAAAAACCAAAAAGAGAAAGAAGAGAAAGAGGAUAAACCUAAUAGGGAACUAAGACAGCUAUUUGUAGGCGGUUCUUCAGCACAUGUUGUGUUUAGUACAAAUGGAGAUUUAGAUCAAGUCUUAAGUAUGCAUCGAGUUGAAAAGAAAUGGGCAAAGGAAGAUGAAAAAACAGGACAACCUUUAGGUUUUCAACGCUACAUUCUGCAAUACGAAUUAUCUCGACCUAAUCCUAUGGAUCUUCAACAAGAAGUUGAUUCUUUUAUGAUGAAAUUUAAGGCUGAUGAAUAUCAAAAGGAACGUGAACAAUUAGAACGCAUGAAUAAAAUGGAUGAAGAUGGAUUUACAGUAGUCGUGCGUCAUAAGAAAAAUAAAACAACGGACGGCACAAUUAACGUGAGCGCUAUUUCUACGGAUGUCGCUGAAGCACAAAAAGAAUACCAUCAAAAGAAAAAGAAAGAGUUAGUUAAUUUCUAUCGUUUCCAAAUGCGUGAACAGAAACAAAAUGAAUUAACUGAAUUAAGAAAACGAUUUGAAGAAGAUAAGGCUAAGAUUGCUAAAUUAAAACAAAAUAGAAAGUUUAAGCCUUAUUAAAUUGUAUAUAAAUCGUCAUACAUAAUAAACAUAUAGAAUAAGCAACUGUUGCGUAGCUUAUAUUUAUUAAUUUUAAAAUAA